AUGGCGAAAAGUGUCCGAGCCAGUGUUUCCAAGCGCAACAGAGCCAAUCUGCGCAAGAAGGUCUUUGGCCCACUGGUCGAUGCCAGAACCGAAAGACUCGCUGCCAAGCUACAGGAGCUUGCAUCACAGCCACGGCCUGAAGCCCCUAUGAAAUCAAAGAUGGACGUAGGCGAGGAUGAAGCUGGUAUGUAUCCUACUAUGAUUUUUCAAGGAUACCGACUGACCUCAUAUUCCGUAUUAGCCGAAGCAGCCAAAGCCCAGACUGGUGACAGUGAAGAGAUGGAUAUCGACACAAUUAAGAGCUCCAAGAAGAAGCAGGCACGUGUGCAUAAGCGCAACCAGAAGCCUCGCAAUUCGAUUGUUUUCCAAAAGCGUCUAUCUACAACCAAGAAGGGUCCCAAGAGGAAGUGA
Molecule: messenger RNA, 411 nt
Organism: Penicillium egyptiacum
Lineage: Eukaryota; Fungi; Ascomycota; Eurotiomycetes; Eurotiales; Aspergillaceae
Source: the annotation of a GenBank genome assembly